GGAGAUUAACUCAUGACUGGACGCUAUCAAUGAAGCAUUUCAAAAGAACUGGAGCAGGUCUGCUGAACUGUUCACAGCUCCCGACGCGGGGAUAUCACACGCAUCAAUUUUCCGACAAACUCAGGAAAUGUCCAUUACAGCACGCUACCUUUCACAAUAUCAUAUAAAUAGGUUGGCGUGCGGAAAUUUAAGAGAAGCCAGUGCUGUCCCUUCAAGAAUUGCCGAGGAGGUGUCCGUCGACCACCGUACCAGAAUGAUGACGCCCAAACCUCUCCCGUUUCUCCCUCCACUCUUGCACCAAACUUCGUUCGGUGCCACUCCUACGAUGACCUGCAUUAGUCCUGCACGGUCGCAGAUUCACCAUCAGAGGAGAUGGAAGCAGACGGCGACCCUGGCGAGCCCAAUGCCCUUCAAUAGGGAGGCAGUGUACAGAUUCUGUACAUGCAUCAUAUCAGGAUAUCAGAGAGCCUCGACGGGCACAAGAGACUUCAGGCUCGCAUCUCAAAUGCCUCUUCCCCGCACUCCCGCCCUCGCCCCCUUCGAUUGGCCACGGCUGGCACGCCCGGCACGCCCCUCCUCAUUCUCCACACCGUGAUGCGAUCAGCUGUGGCUUGAUCUGGGUCAGGCUGACCCCUUCAUCCUAUUCGCUGCUUUUUGCCAGAUCGAAGCUCUUACCUCAGCCCGGGGUGGUUUUCGUUUCCUUGCUGUGGUACCUCAAUGAUUAGCUCAUCCGAGCCUCCUCUUCUGGACGUCGUUCCUUCCCCAACCUUCAUUUUCCUGUCGCAACCCAUCAAUACUGAG
Hyaloscypha bicolor E is the source of this 801-nucleotide messenger RNA. RefSeq lists its product as uncharacterized. The transcript has a single exon. The coding region runs from base 128 to 595 and encodes 155 amino acids. Lineage: Eukaryota; Fungi; Ascomycota; Leotiomycetes; Helotiales; Hyaloscyphaceae. The record is from RefSeq and is a predicted model, not a curated record.